AGCAAGCAAGCCCAGUUGUUGCAGUGGAGCGAUCAAGAGAUAUGCAUCGGUCGCGUGGGACGGCUUGGUUUCGUCUCCUGCUUGUCUUUGGGAUCGCAGGCGCCCUGACCGAAGGCAAUAGGACGGCCAUGACCGCUUGUCACUACCAGGAAAACGCUGUCACCAAACCAUGUGAACUGUUCCGCAAAGUAGAAUGCAAGGAUAUCGCUUACGAACCCGAGCCGUAUGACUCUUAUGUACUGAGAGAGGGCAGAGUGGAUGGAGAAGUCUACAACAACGUCACCUUCUUUGCACUCUGGCACGGAAAAGGAUCCCUCGGGAUAAACGGAACGGACGAAUGUUGGCAGUUCGAAGUCGGGUCCACGCCGCACCCUGAAGAGUACGUAAGCAUGGAGUGGGACUUCUUUCGUGACGUAUCUGCAGAGAACAUGCAAAUCUAUCGAGAUGGCGGACGCUGCGGUUACCUGCACAACAGCAACUACUCCUUUCAGGUAUACACAAGUGAAGGUGCAAAAUUGGCGUUUGUAUUCCACCCUGUUUCCGGAGUUCGAGCAGUGAAGUUAAAUCUGAUUGGUGGAGACUGUGAAAUAAACUGCGACGGAAGCAGCAGCAAUUGCAGUAUGCCUUUGGACAGUUCUGCAAUGAAAGAUUUCUCCAAACCCCAGUACUUCGUCGAUCUGAAGUACCGCUACUAUUGCAUUCGCGUUUUACACGGCGCCUGCGCCAUCCACACAGUGACAAUUAAGAUUGAAGAUCCACCGCCACCACCGACACCCACAGCUAGUGAUGAGUCUGUCCAGCCAGGCGUCAUUUUGUUAACAACUGGAACAAUAGUGGCCGUUGUAUUGGUGGCUGUAUUUGUGAAGAGACGGUACUGCGACGAUCCUUUCCGACCGGAACCAGUGGACACAAAAGAACCAGAAGCAGCCUCCCCAUGGCCGAGCAGUCCGACCCUUCAGAAAGUAUUGCUGCUGUAUUCCAGGGACUGCCCACAGUUCUGUGAGGUCGCUCGGGCGCUGGGACAACUGCUCCAGAGUUUCGGGAACUUGAAAGUGCUGGAUCCACUGCAGCAAAAUGAAAUGGAGCAAGUGUCAGAGAAUAUUUCGGGCUGGCUGACGCAACAUUUGCAGAGUCCAGACGUGAAGCUGGUAAUUGUGGUCUCUGAGGGGGCCAUGGUAAGGCAGAAUGCCCUGCUGAACAACCAACUUGUUCACAAUGAUGAGCCCCACUUUCUGGACCCUGUGUUCACACUGGCACUGCAGCAGAUGCAUGAGAGACCGCAGCUGGGAAACGAUUACAAGAGGAUAUUUCCUGUCAGGUUUGAAGACUUCACGCCAAGCGAGGUUUCUUUAUCUCUGAUCGUUCCACUGAAGUGUUAUGUUCUGCAGAGACAUCUGGGAAAAAUCAUAGCAGAGCUUGGACAAUGCAACUCAGCACCAGAAGCUGGUUAUGAAGACAUCCGACGCAUAUGCCCACAGGAAGUGAGCCAGCUGGAAUCGGCCAUAAGAGACAUGAAGUCAUAUUGUGAUGACAAUCCACACUACCUUAAGGAUCAUUUCUCGGUGGUUUCCCGUUAAAUUAAAUGAGACAAGAAUAUGUGUACAAGAUGACACCUAUGAGCAUGAUUCUCAGCUACAAACUCUGUUGCAAUCUGUUGAGACACAAAGUUGAGUGAAACGUCCAAGAUAAAACUCUCCACAGUAUAUAACAUCGUGUGAUAAAAGCUGGGGAUCAAAUUAAUUUGCUCUAGAAAACAUCCUCAUAAUUAAAAACUUGUGGAAGCUGUCAGUUCCACACACUGCCAACUUUCCCACCGGGGGAAAAUUAUUACACAGAAGAUGUGGGGUGCUCAUGGUGAUUAGUGGGCUUAUCAAGGUUACAGUCAUAUUUCCUGGAUAAGUACCAAUGUCGUAUGUUCUUCUAUCCUGAAUACGGAUUCAGGAAUUUUCUCUAAAACUGCGAAAUCUUGUCUGUCAAACUAGAUGACAAUGUAUCCCAGAAGACAGUACUGUUUUCACAUAAGAAACUUGCGGUCCUACAGUAGCCAUGGGGUCGUGUUUCUUAGGUUAUUAGGCUUGAUGCCUAGACAUAAAAGUGACAUUACUUGCAGACACCCCUUCCACAAUUUAUCUUGUGUUUUAUUUAUAAUGAAAUAAUCCACUAUCCACAUGCUUCAGCAGUGAAUCCAACACAGUGGUUCGGAAGAUACAAAAGGUGUAUUAUGAGAUGGAACUGUCAGAUUAACAAGGAGCUACCUGAGUAGUUCUGCGGUAAGAAAGUACAGAUUUGUACAGUCUCAAGAAUAACUGAUUGAGGUUUCAAAUUUGGAUGCUCAGUUAUAUGCAAUGGGUGAACAGUGAAACCAAAGUCAGGUGAAGAAAAUUCCUUGACGCACAUCAAGUUGUGUGGUACUGUUCUAAUUACUGAAAGAGUUCAGACUAGAUAUUGAUCCAUUUAGCUUGUAUUCAUUACAGGCUUGUGUUUUGUGACAAUUAUUGUUAGUUUUAUUUUGCUAUUUAUCACAUUCAUCCAUUGUUUCAUGAAAAUAAUCAAAAAAUCGAUUUUUUUAAAAGCCAAGUUAUGCAUCUGCAUAAAUAUUUUCCAUUUAAUACAGUGGUACUUGUUUUGUCUCAUCAGGAAACUAUUCCCACAAAUUCAAGAAACCAUGUGGUGCAUAAUUCAGAACUGUACAAUGAGUAUGAGAUCUGAAUUACCAGACUGUUAAGGAGGAAAGCAAAGCCAAGUGCUGUGUAAGUAUUCAUCAUUAUAUGCGAGUGUCAAAAUUGUAAUUUAAUUUUAAUGCAGUCAACUAAUUUAGACUGAUUUCAAUCAACAGCACUUGCUUGUUGGCUAGCAGGAAGCAGGGAGAAGGUAAAGCAGAGUGUGGUGUAGGUGGCAGAAGGGGAAUGCAAGUGAGGAAGGGAAAAUUUUGCCCAGCUCUGCAACCUCUUAUGCACACCUACUGUUUAUUUCUUUUAAAUCCGCUUAGUGGGGGGUGGAGUCCAACUGGGUCCACUCAGCACGGCGGCCACUGAUU
This is a messenger RNA of Cryptotermes secundus, 3037 nucleotides long. RefSeq lists its product as uncharacterized. The record is from RefSeq and is a predicted model, not a curated record. Lineage: Eukaryota; Metazoa; Arthropoda; Insecta; Blattodea; Kalotermitidae. Gene Ontology annotation, molecular function: interleukin-17 receptor activity. The transcript is spliced from 13 exons. Bases 42 to 1577 code for a protein of 511 amino acids.